Psylliodes chrysocephalus is the source of this 378-nucleotide messenger RNA. The record is from the annotation of a GenBank genome assembly. Lineage: Eukaryota; Metazoa; Arthropoda; Insecta; Coleoptera; Chrysomelidae.
AUGUUUGAAAAACAAGAUUUAGUUCAGUGUGCUGAAGUUUUUAAAAACAGUAAUUCUACUCCACAAGAAGUUAUCACUUACGGAAUUCGCUUUCUUCUCUCUAUGUAUGGAGCUCCUAAAAAAACUACGUGUUUAGAUAAGUUUCGAUACGCAUGCUUCGUUAAAAAUACUCGAAAUGAAAAACAAGUACAAUUAGCUUGUCUUCCUCCAACUUCUGCGGCUGCUCAUCAAUAUCUUUUACGGAUAUAUUACAAAGUUCAAGUGUGGCUUGGUUAUCAGCUAGACCCGAAAGACUGGGGUUGGAAGUUGGUCGACAAUGCAUUAAAACCAGUUCAAACUGCUCAACACAAUUUUUUUCAACUGCAAAAAGGGAUGUAG